Jaculus jaculus (lesser Egyptian jerboa) is the source of this 4748-nucleotide messenger RNA. It is a transcript of the gene Btbd9, whose product is annotated as BTB domain containing 9. The record is from RefSeq and is a predicted model, not a curated record. Bases 207 to 2045 code for a protein of 612 amino acids. The transcript is spliced from 12 exons. Gene Ontology annotation, molecular function: protein binding. Lineage: Eukaryota; Metazoa; Chordata; Mammalia; Rodentia; Dipodidae. Gene Ontology annotation, biological process: modulation of chemical synaptic transmission; adult locomotory behavior; circadian behavior.
UCCGGGAAGCGUUUGUGAGGGAAUUCUGUGCGAGCUUCGUCGUCCCGGAAGCAGCCCUCUCCACAUGGUCAAGGUAGCUGCUCAGGGUACUCAGUAGCAUGGAAACAGGAGCUGUCAAGCUUUUUCUAAAGGGUGGAAGCUGUUGGUUCAAGUGAUUUCAGCUGCAGCUCAGGUUCAAGGUCAGCGACUAUUAUCUGUUCCACAAGAUGAGUAACAGCCACCCUCUUCGCCCCUUUACUGCAGUGGGGGAAAUUGAUCAUGUGCACAUUUUAUCUGAGCACAUCGGUGCCUUGUUGAUUGGCGAAGAAUAUGGCGAUGUCACAUUUGUGGUGGAAAAGAAACGUUUUCCUGCCCACAGGGUAAUUUUAGCAGCCAGGUGUCAAUAUUUUCGAGCGUUGCUGUAUGGUGGCAUGCGGGAGUCUCAGCCCGAAGCAGAAAUCCCUCUCCAAGACACCACUGCGGAGGCAUUCACGAUGCUGCUCAAGUACAUCUACACUGGCCGGGCCACACUGACAGAUGAGAAGGAGGAGGUGCUGCUGGAUUUCUUGAGCCUGGCUCAUAAAUAUGGAUUUCCUGAGCUGGAGGAUUCCACCUCCGAGUACCUCUGCACCAUACUUAACAUUCAGAAUGUCUGUAUGACUUUUGAUGUUGCCAGUCUCUACUCACUGCCCAAGCUGACGUGCAUGUGCUGCAUGUUCAUGGACAGAAACGCUCAGGAGGUGCUCUCCAGUGACGGCUUCCUCUCCCUGUCCAAGACAGCACUGUUGAACAUUGUAUUAAGAGAUUCAUUUGCUGCUCCUGAGAAAGAUAUUUUCUUAGCCUUGUUGAACUGGUGCAAGCACAAUGCAAAGGAGGAUCAUGCUGAAAUCAUGCAGGCUGUGCGUUUACCUCUCAUGAGCCUCACUGAACUUCUUAAUGUUGUGAGGCCUUCAGGACUGUUGUCCCCUGAUGCCAUUCUGGAUGCUAUUAAAGUACGAUCAGAGAGCCGGGAUAUGGACCUCAAUUACAGAGGCAUGCUCAUCCCAGAAGAAAACAUUGCAACUAUGAAGUAUGGAGCCCAGGUUGUGAAAGGAGAACUGAAGUCAGCUUUGCUGGAUGGGGACACCCAGAAUUAUGACUUGGAUCAUGGCUUUUCCAGGCACCCCAUUGAUGACGACUGCCGCUCAGGCAUUGAGAUCAAGCUUGGUCAGCCGUCCAUCAUCAACCACAUACGCAUUCUGCUGUGGGACCGCGACAGCCGAUCCUAUUCCUACUUUAUUGAAGUGUCAAUGGAUGAGCUUGAUUGGAUCAGAGUGAUAGAUCAUUCACAUUAUCUGUGCCGAUCUUGGCAGAAGUUGUACUUUCCAGCCCGUGUCUGCAGAUAUAUUCGAAUAGUUGGGACUCACAACACAGUGAACAAGAUUUUCCACAUCGUGGCUUUUGAAUGUAUGUUUACAAACAAGACCUUCACUCUGGAGAAGGGGCUGAUAGUUCCCAUGGAGAACGUUGCAACGAUCGCUGAUUGUGCCAGUGUAAUUGAAGGAGUGAGCCGGAGCCGAAAUGCCUUGCUGAAUGGGGACACAAAGAAUUAUGACUGGGAUUCUGGCUACACAUGUCACCAGCUAGGAAGUGGUGCGAUCGUGGUUCAGCUGGCACAGCCAUACAUGAUCGGGUCCAUACGGUUACUGCUUUGGGACUGUGAUGAUCGAAGCUACAGCUACUACGUAGAGGUCUCUACCAACCAGCAGCAGUGGACCAUGGUGGCUGACAGAACUAAAGUCUCCUGCAAGUCCUGGCAGUCAGUCACCUUUGAAAGGCAGCCCGCCUCCUUCAUCCGAAUCGUGGGAACACACAACACCGCAAAUGAGGUGUUCCACUGUGUCCACUUCGAGUGUCCAGAGCAGCAGAGCAUCCAGACCGAGGAAAGCGGUGAGGAAUUGGGGACAGUGGACGCCAACCCGGCCAGCCAGCAGCUCGACCCUCACGCCCUGCGGGCACCCAGCGGCAGCUCACUGCCCCCCAGCCCAGGCCCCACCUCACGCUCACCCAACCGGCAGCACCAAUAAAGGAGGCAGAGACGGUGUGGCUUGGGUGGACCUGGAUGGAGCAGGAGCGCGUCCGCCCAGGCCGAGGCUUCUGCGCGCCCUUCCCCCAUCCCUGGGAGGCGCAGACCUGGCUGCAGCAGCUAGAGCGAAUCAGGUGGUCUUCCAGGGACAGACUGGCCAUCAUGUUCUCCCUGGCCAAGAAAGGGGCUCCUCUGUCGUCGAGUCCAUCAAGCCCUACCUCUCUACUCUGAGCCAGGCACAGAAGGAAGCCACAGACAGGCUGAGCUAGGGGGCUGGACAGGGGAGCCCUGGGCCUCUGCAGUCUGGAGGCCCUGGAGGCCGCAGGCUUGCUUGGAGUUCCCCAUGGGCGCCCACUGCCCCGCUCCCGGACGGUGUGGAGCUUGGCGUUUCUGCAGCUGCUGAAUCCAGGUGUUCCCCAGGUGGCAUCGCUUCACCAGCAGGCUGCUCAUCCCUGUCCCACCCGUCCCCUCCCUCUGAUACGGCAGUUUCCCCUCCUUGGUUUUGAACAGUUCCACGUGGGGUAGAAUAGAGUCUCCUAAAUGAGGCACAGAUGCAACUCGUCACGGCCCCUGGUUGGUAAGGAGCUCCAGAAAGUUCAGCCAGACACACAGUGCGCAGAUCAGUCUGUGGACAAGAGUUAAUAAUUGCUGAUUAUUAACCUGUCACUCCUAAGAUGGGCCAGCCUUCCAGCUUGGGAGGCUGAAGAGCAAACUGUCAUGCCACCUGCUAGUGUGACACCUCGAAGUGUGGAAGGUAGGCACACACCAGGUUCCCAACAUGCCUGUACUCUUGGCUAGCUGCCCCCCCCCCCCCGACCCCCGCCUGGUUGGACGAUCGGAGGGAGCCUGGCCGUGGGCGUGGGACGUGCAGCCUGGGCCCGGCAGCCGAGUCUCUCUCAGCACCACGUGGAACAGCAAGGAGCAGAUCAGGAGCUGUCCUCCUCAGGCUCCUGGGUGGUCAUGUGGCCACCGUGGCCCCACCUCAGUUUCUCCUUGUGUCACUUGUGGUGGCUUCCCUGCCAGUGCUGCGACCCAGGUCUACCAAGGCUCCUCUCCACAGCUCCCGAGAUGAGACUGAGGGCCACACGCAUGUCCCUUGAACACGCUCAGAGGGGCUCUGACCUCUUUAACAGUUCUACGUGGCACACUGGUUUGGGGCAGUCUGGGAAGGACAGAUUUGUCAGCCAGCAGUCUCCUUUUCUCAGUUUGGAGUGGGCUCUUUGAAACGGUGCACUGGAGGGGAGGGCGGUCUUCCUGGGAGCACAGGCCUGGGCAGCAGUGCUGGUCCUGGGGAGGAGGAGGAGCGCUCAGCUCGGGUCUGUCCUAAUACGAGGCCCCAACGUGAGCGGCAGUUGUCAUCACCAUGGGGAGCCGCUGCCUCUGUCUGCAUCCAGCCCCCAAUGAGCUUGGAGAACUGAUGUCCGCUCUGCCCUGCAAGGAAUGUCCCUGUCACAGAGGAGCCACAUCUGUCCUGUGGAGGGCAGUUUGUAGCUUUUGGAAAAUGCUUGAAGGCUUAUUUCUGGGUUUUUGGUGUUUUUUUUUUUCCUUUAUUUUUGCAACAGAAUCUCAAUUUGUAGCCCAGGCUGACCUAAAACUCAUGGCAAUCCUCCUGCCGUAGCUUCUUGAGUGCUGAGGUUAUAGGCACUACAUCCAUCCUUGGGGCCGGGGCUUCUCGGAGAACACUGAGCCAAGUGCAUGGCUGUUCUGGGGCUAAGAAACCAUGAGCAUCCGUCCAGACCCAGCACACAUGCCUCGCCUGCCAAGCUCUGGCCACUUGAUCCUGUUGGCAACCCCACUGUCUGUUCUAGAAGGUCCUUCUGGAGCACCGUCCAAAGCUAAGCCCACGACAUGUGGGCGCCGUCCAGGGCUCCUCUGUCAGCAGAAGUGAGGGGAGAUGGGGCACGUUCUGAGCCGUCAGUCAGCGUCACCUCCUGCAGGCCCAGAUCCCAAGGUCAGCCUUGGGAAGCCUCCCUUCUACAACCACCACCAGCCAGGACCCCACGGACGCUCUGCCCUCGGCGGAUGGGCUUUCUCUUCCUGAAGGCUCAGUGGGGUCUGGAGACUGCAGUCAGGUGUCACAUCGGCCACACCUCCAGGGGACAGGGAUGAGUGGGCCAGGAAGAGCCCCAGGCAGCCGGGGACAUGGCUGGCCCUCAGGACUUCUACUCUGCUGCCACCUGACCUGAAAGGAAGUGGCUUGAGAGCUGGAGGUGUGUGUGAGGGCUGACAGCCAGAGACUGGGUCCUGUGUGCCCAGCAUGGUGUGGACAGACCCUGGGGAAACUGGGGAGCCAUUGAAAAAAGGAAGGCUGUCCUGGGGAACAGGGCAGGUGUCUGACAGGUGAGGUGGCUUCCUCAUGUGGCCUAGCGUGGAGGGGGGCAGCAGUGUGAGCGCACACCAGGGGCAUCUGAGAGAGACAGCGUGGGGCUUGAGCGCUGCUGGGGCGGCCUGCGCUGGCCUCGAUCCGGGAAAGCAGAAAGGUGUCUUCACUGGGGUUUUUGGGAGAAGUGCUCAGUCACCCACAGCAGUUCCUGGAGGGCCAUUUGGGGGUGCAGGGCAGGGUGGGCACUGAACACUUCAGGAUCUCAGCCCUUGUUCUGAUUUUGGAGAGAGCCAAGCUCAGGAUGGGUGUGGGUUCUUCUCAACUGCUCUUUCAGUUGUCCCUUUUUACAUCUUAUUAAAUGAAGUGUCGAUUCCUGGCAAA